UCCUUCGGAAGCCGACUUCGUUUCCGAAGCAGAUCUCAUCCUCGUUUCUUCCUCACUCCGUACCAUCUCUUCCUCUACCUCUGCACUCCCGAAUCCUGCUCCGCUCCCAACUUCUAGGGUGUUCCAAUGGCAGAAUCAAAACCAGCAUUGAGGCCACCAGUUUUCACCAAGGUUGAUCAGCUUCGCCCUGGCACUAGUGGACAUACUCUUACUGUGAAGGUUGUUAGCACAAAGAUGGUGUUGCAAAAGGGACGUGCUGUUGGUCCUCAUGUGCGCCAAAUGCGUAUUGCUGAAUGCUUGAUUGGUGAUGAAACUGGAAUGAUUAUCUUUACAGCCAGAAAUGAACAAGUUGACUUGAUGAAAGAAGGUACCACUGUGAUCCUUCGCAAUGCUAAAAUUGACAUGUUCAAGGGAUCAAUGAGGCUUGCUGUUGAUAAAUGGGGUCGUGUUGAUUCGUCACCUGAACCCGCUAGCUUCACUGUAAAGGAAGAUAACAAUCUCUCAUUGAUCGAGUAUGAACUGGUGAAUGUUGUUGAAGACUAGAGUGACUUCCCUGGAGGCUGUUUACUUCGCUUCUAUGUUGUUAACCAAGAAUAAUUCAACCCCAGCAAAGAAUUUUAAUGUUGGCCAUGCGACAUCUCAUAUCCAAGAUGCUUGUCCAAGUUCGCCUUUAGUAAGAAGAAUUCUGGAGGCUAGUUUACUACUCAAGUUUCUUCUUACCUUGCAGACCCGGCAGGACCCUUUUGUUGGACCUCCAACAGAUGGUUGUCUGUUUAUUGUUGAGUUGAAACAGCUAGCUUGCGAGACUUGCUUAUGUUUCUUUAUUAGCAUUUUGUUUAUGGACGAUAACUGUUCUCUGGCUAUUAGGUCAUACUGGAAGACUUUAAUAUUAAGUAACUUAUGCUUUUAUAGUUUUGUAUAGUUUUCGUCUUUUCCGAUUUUUCAGCCUGUUUAAUCUUUGUAAGUGUUUCUUAAGUUAUAUCCAGGUGUUGUGUCCGGUACUCCGGUUCUCUGCUAUUCCACAUCUUCUUUGAUAUGACCCUGUUUAUCUCAAGUUUCUCCUAGGUAAAACUACAAAUUGUUUAUAAAAUUUUAAUUUAUGA
Rubroshorea leprosula is the source of this 1103-nucleotide messenger RNA. Lineage: Eukaryota; Viridiplantae; Streptophyta; Magnoliopsida; Malvales; Dipterocarpaceae. The record is from the annotation of a GenBank genome assembly.